Molecule: messenger RNA, 3223 nt
Organism: Pogonomyrmex barbatus (red harvester ant)
Lineage: Eukaryota; Metazoa; Arthropoda; Insecta; Hymenoptera; Formicidae
Product: F-box only protein 33
Biological process (GO): positive regulation of protein ubiquitination
Molecular function (GO): protein binding
Source: RefSeq, a predicted model, not a curated record
AUAUUUUUUUGUAAAGAAGAAAUGUCUGUCCUAAUUUUGCAAAUAGUUUAUUCCUUAUCGAAAAUAACGUAUUGGACUAAAUAAAUUUUGGUUCCGUAUUCUUUGUUCGUAAGUCAAAUUGUGAUUAAGUUAAUUACGAUUAGCUUAUUCGACGGAAGUGCUAGAGUAAGUAAUCCAAUUAGUUCCUAAUUUAAUUCUUUCUUCUAUACAUGUAACAAAAAUAGAGUAAAAAAUAAACAGUUCUAUUUAUUCUAACAAAAUGGUGCAAACAUGAUACAUUUGACAAGUUAAUCGUUGAUUAAGUUAAUUGGAAUUUGAUCGAAGUCGUCUACGUUGUCUAUCGGGAGAUGUAGCUCAUCUAAAACGUAUUUAAAUAGAACUCGCGCAUGAACAGACGGCGAGAACGUGCUCUCCGUUCCAAGAAUAUGCGUUUGUAUUUGCGGAAUAACAUCGCCGAGUUGACAUGCGUGAAACGGCCGACCAAUGAGAGCGAGGGGAUUUGACGUGCGGUACGCUGUGUGUACAUAAUCACGCGGCAGUGCGGGAUUUAAAUUUAUCGCGACCCCAGCUAACGGGCGAGAAUCGAGCUAGAACGAAAAUUAUAAUACGAUAACAAGGACAAAUUGGACUAGAUUCCGAUUAAAUUAAUCGGCAACUAGCUAUGCUGUUUUGGGAUUACUGCAGUUCCUUUUUUCGUUUUGAAUUUUUUUUUAUAUACAAUUUCUUUUUUACUUUUCUCUGUCAACCCUGCCGAUAUUGACGUGAUUCCGUAUUUAAUAUAAUGUGAUUACGAACUUUCAAGUUAUUCUUGAGCCAACAGAUCCGUUUAAUCGGUCGAUAAAAUAUAAAUCAACAAUGAGAAAAUUUUCCGGAAUUCUCGCUGCUGUCAGACAGUUUUUCUACGACCGCGGUUUUCGCGGACGGGGAGACUCCCGUGGAUCGAUCGCGGCGCGUGUCGUCCCUGCCGCGUGUAUACAUCCAUGCGUGCGGGGUACAGACAGACGCGAGAGGCGGACGGAAAACGGCGAGGCGACAGUUCGGUGAGACAGUUGGAUCGCGAGAGCGGGCGGGCGAACGAGCGAGAGUGAGUUCGUCGUUCGCAUCCGUGGGAAUUGGGAAGUCGCGAUCGCGAGUUCGGUGCGUGCACACAUCGGCUCGCGCAAUAUAUAUUAUAUAUAUUAUAUAUAUAUAUAUAAAAUAUAUAUAUGUACAUACACUGACCACACAAUGCCCGUCUCGGCUGUGAACACGAUCGGCGAGGCGAACGCGAGGUCGAACGGCGUAGCGGACGGCUCGCGAUUCUGGCCGAUCGGCUGGCUGAACGUGAUGCGCGCCUGCGACGACACGUCCUCCGACGUACGACUGGAGAAGUUGAGAUCGGCGACGACCGGCGGCGCCGUCGCGACGACGGCAUCGGGACACGGGGACGCGGACGCGACGGAGGAGCUGACGUCGAGGAAGUGCGAGGGACAGCUGUCGAUGCUGACCGCGGCGAACAGCUGUUCGUCCUGCAUGCCUGCGAGCCGUACGUCAGAAAUGGCGCAAGAGGACUACGGCCCGUCCUGGGAUAAUCUGCCGAGUGUUAUCUUGCAGGAGAUAUUCUCGUAUUUGUCGCACGAGAGCAGAAUAAUAGCCUCUAAGGUGUGCAAAAAUUGGAGAUAUACCUUGUUCCAUCCGAGGUUCUGGAGAAAAAUCACUUUUGUGUUCAGAGAUGAAGACAGCAUUUUGUGGACUCGAUUCUUGGCAAAUCGUUUUGCUUUGAGUGUACAUGAGGCUACGAUUCGUUGGGAUAUACCUAGAUAUAUCAAUUGCGUAGGUGAAACGUACAGGCUCCUAAAAAAGUUAGGUCACAAUAAACAAUUGAGAAAAUUGUUCUUGGAAUUCAAUAGUAACUUUUAUGACUCUCCCUUUGACAACGAAGAUGUCAGUACCUAUAAAAGUUCCACAGCGUUAGUAGAGUGUGUAAUAAAUAUAAUCGAGACUUCAAAUUGUCUGGAGACUUUAACUCUGGGAUUCAGGGAAGAAUUGAUAGUGCAUAUAUCUGCAAUUUUGGAACCUCUCCGUCUUCAUCACUCCAAACAUUUAACGCAUCUCAGUCUGGCAUCUAUCAAAGACGAUCCUGACUGUUAUGACUUCUUCGAGCUUGAUAAUACUAUUUUUAAUUCAUUUAUCAGAUUGUCUAUCUUAACCCUGGAUUAUGAGUAUGUCAGCGAUACUUUGUUGGUAGCAUUAGAUAACGGAUGCAUGCAAAGACUUGUGAUUCACAUUCACGGCUGGAAGGAGGAUUAUCCGGGUACAACGAAUGGAGCCUGGCAAAUGUUUGUUCAAAAAAACCCACACUGUGAGUUGAGGCUGAAUCUUAUACAUUCGUAUGCUGGCGUUAAGGUUUUGGAUACUGACAUAUUUUGUCCUGCUAUGCCACUGACACAUUUACAAGUUUUAUUCUGUGAAAACGUUAAUAUCAGAGCAUUACAUCGGUUAUCAAUGUGGUAUGCACACACGUUGACAUCAUUGACAUGGAUAGAUUCGAUAGAUCGCAAGCAGCCUAUACCAUCUACGUAUGAUUCAAAUGAUCCAAACGGUCCAGACUCAUUGGUGUUGGUGGCAUGGAAGUGUUCGAAACUUAUGAAGAUGGUUUUCUUGGGCCAUAAGUAUUACCAAGAGAAUCUGCUGGCCAUCGCGCGUCUCAGAGGCAGCACUCUGAAAUUAUUGGUAUUCGCAAAAAGUGAUAUCACAUCUGAAAUUGAAUCAUGGUUCGAGGCUGAAAACAUCAGACGUGAAAUUCGAGAUAUAAUGGGUCCACAUUGGAUGCUGUUGAAUGAUUCAGAUUUACCAAUGGUAAUAUUGGAUCCUUUUAAAGGCGACAGUAGAGAAGUGAUUAUGCCACUGGUUCUCAACGAUCAGUAAUUCUCAACAGAAAAUCAAGGAAAAUCUCUUAUACGACAUGGUUAUUGAAAAAUCCAUUUUUGGGCCAUCAACAUUUUCAGAAGUAAUGUUAUCAAAUCACACUUUCUAUUCUUCUAAGAGAUUUUUUUUUAUGAUGAGGAGUAAAACAUCGAAUGACAAAUACGCACUAUAAGUUCGAAAUCUUGUUAUCAACAUUAUCGUUUUCGGAAUUUUGGGUGCAACGCGUAAGAGAUAUAGCAAGAUAAACGCACACAUAAUUUUCUCCUCCUUUACAAUACUUCUAUCGGUUAUAUGAAUGUGAUAAAUUGUAGUCAAA